Iphiclides podalirius (scarce swallowtail) is the source of this 279-nucleotide messenger RNA. Lineage: Eukaryota; Metazoa; Arthropoda; Insecta; Lepidoptera; Papilionidae. The record is from the annotation of a GenBank genome assembly.
AUGUCAUUGUAUAUUUUAUUUAUUUUGGCUAUGUCAAUACAUCACUCCUGGGAACUCACCCUAAAAAUUGAAGGUGGCUUAGAAAUGGGCGACCAAAUAAAAUCUUUAUUAGAAAAAUUGUCUAGCCUCUUUGACAAAAUUAUCAACCAAAACCAGACGAUAAUCAAAAUAGAAGAUGAGCUACCGAGCGAGAAGCAAAUUUUGUGGCAGAAAAAACUAGCACAGAUCCACGAAAACCAGCACAGAAUAAAAAAUGAAAUGCAGAACAAUAUUAAUGUG